Protobothrops mucrosquamatus (brown spotted pit viper) is the source of this 1566-nucleotide messenger RNA. RefSeq names its product NK1 homeobox 2 (gene NKX1-2). Gene Ontology annotation, molecular function: RNA polymerase II cis-regulatory region sequence-specific DNA binding; DNA-binding transcription factor activity, RNA polymerase II-specific. NCBI's taxonomy places the organism in Eukaryota, Metazoa, Chordata, Lepidosauria, Squamata, Viperidae. The coding region runs from base 1 to 879 and encodes 292 amino acids. The transcript has 2 exons. Gene Ontology annotation, cellular component: nucleus. The record is from RefSeq and is a predicted model, not a curated record. Gene Ontology annotation, biological process: regulation of transcription by RNA polymerase II; cell differentiation.
AUGCCGGAUUGUCCGGACGGCGGGGCCAAAGGGCCCCCUCUCCCUUCGAAAAUCUCCUUCUCCAUCCUCGACAUCCUGGAUCCGCAGAAAUUCAAUAGGAAAAGCCCUCCGGCGGCUGGGGGACGGGAGAGCGCGCCGCUGGCGCGGAGAGACCGAGGAAAAAGUUUGGGAAGAGUUGAACUGGAAGCCGAGCGUCGAAGGAGCCAGGUCGAGGCUUCGCAGGAUGUAAACAGUGAUGGAGAAAGAGGAGAAAGUGAUUCAGCCACCCUGGAGGCAUCGGAACAAGAGGAGCCAGACCAGCACAAGAACCACCUCACCAUGAUGGGAACACCUGCUCCCUUCCCCUCCCUCGACUUCCCUUCCUCCUCCUCCUCCUCCUCAGAUCUGGAUGAACCCGGCUCACCAAGAUUGUCCAAACGGCGCCGAGUGGAGCCCAACUGUGUCAAGCCUCGGCGAGCCAGGACAGCCUUUACAUACGAGCAGCUUGUGGCUCUGGAGAACAAGUUCAGGGCUACACGAUACCUGUCAGUGUGCGAGCGCCUCAACCUAGCUCUGUCACUCAGCCUGACGGAGACACAGGUCAAAAUCUGGUUUCAGAACCGAAGGACAAAGUGGAAGAAACAAAACCCCGGAAUUGAUGGCCUGGUGCAACCAGGAAACAACAAUGCUGUGACCCCCCCAGCAGGAAGUAGCAGUCCUAGCCCAUCAGGGCCUAGCGCCUUGGCCUACCAGACUUUCCCAUCUUAUACCUCAGCCAGUCUUCUCUUUCCAACAGCAGCUUCCCUUCCCUUGGUGGCUGCAGCAGCAGCAGCAGCGGGGGGCUUCCCUUCCUUCCUUCGCCCUGCUUAUCUGACUCCAUUUUAUAACCCUCACCUCUAGAAGGAUCAGAACGCAGAUCAGCCUUCCUCAAUUUGACAGCCUACGGGAAUGGCUGAGCAUUGCAGUAGAGUUGAUGCAACUGGAAGGUCCCUUAGACUGGGAACAUCUGCCACAAGUUAUGAUUUUUCUACAUCUUACAUAAGGUCAUCUCUUCUAAUACACUAACUUGAUGAUGCAAGCAUUACCUAGUUCUAGGUGUUUUGAGUGUUGUGAUGGGAAAACAUUAAAAGAGGGGUCCUCUAAUCCCCCCCACACUUUUUUUGAGAAAACACACAACUGCAGUUUGAAUCUGUGAAAUUCUUUUGGAAGUAGGUUAAUUUAAUUCAGGAGUAUGGAUUUAUUAAAGAUGGAACCAGAGCUGCUAUACACUACAAUAUUUGGUGUUUAUAUGACUGUUGAUCCCUAAUAUAUUGAGUAUGAAAGGAGGCACAGAUUCUGGGGAUUUAAUAGCCAACAAGGGUGUCCCAUUCUGGUUCUCUUCCUGUAAUUUAAUGUCCUCUGAUGCCCUGAACAAGGGAUCAGCUUUUCCCACCUGUGUUAAAUGUACUAGAUGCUAAAGCAGGAUGUUUUUCUUGGGGCCAAUGCUGCAUGACUUUGCUUUGACUUUAAGGUCAUUCCAAAAAGAAGUACAGGAUAAGUGUAAUCAUGGAAUAUGCAAAAUGUAGAUUGGAAAUGAAGGCAAUAUUU